AGAAAAGCAAACCAAAACAAACCGAACGCGCGAGCUUCCCGGGAAGACUAGAAGAGAACUACAAUUCCCAGGGGGCAUUGGAGCAGAGGGAUCCUUGUUAGGGCCUGGGCCUUCGGUGCUGCUGCCCGCUGGGCUUUUCACAAUGUCCAAGAAAAACUCUAAUGGCAAACUGGAAAAGUCUCAGAAAAAGGCCACAUCACCAUCACAGAACCUUGAUGAAAAAGAAAAGAAACAGAAAAAAAUCCCUCCAAAAGCACCAGUCACUAAUAUCUCAUCUUAUUCCAGAUGCUCAACUUCUUUAGGCAAGAGAAAGUUGAAGUCCGAUGAUACAGACAUUUUAUACUGUGAUCCAAAAAGAAAAGAGGACCUUCAGAGGUUGGAUAUUGAAACAGGCACUCAAAAGAAGAAACAAAAAAUCAGUUCUUUUUCAUCCCAAGAGCCUGAUAGACUCCAGAAGAAAUUGUUUGAUGACAGUCAAAGUACUUCUCACAGUCAGUCUUUAAACAGAACUGAAAAAGAAAUAAAGAAGUAUGUUGCUUUAAAACAUGAAGAUGUAAAAUCAAAAAGUGAGAACAACCAGAGUAACUGUGACCUCAAAAGUAGUAGCAGCCUCACAUGUAACAAGAAGGCACAGUCUAAAUCUGAAGCUCCAACCAGUGAAAGGAAAUGGCCUCAUUAUCUUGCUCAGAGGGAGAAGUUAAAAGCAUUAAAGAAGAGAGAAAAGAACAACAAAGUCAAAGAUAAUUUAGGAAAACCUGUGCUUGAGAAAUACAUCAAAGAUGAGUUUGCUAAGGAAUGUAGUUCCAAAGCCUUGAAUAAAGAAGCACUUGAAUCUGAAAGAUGCAAAAUCAGUUUCAAAGUUGCCACAAAAUCCUGUGGUACUCUUCGAAAACCAAUAGAGAAUAAUGUUUUUGAUUCUAAAUUUCCUAAACCAAAGCCUACAUGUGAGAAAAAAGAGACUCUCCAGAAUCCUCCAAAUUUUUCUAAACACAAAGUUAAACAUUUAUUACCAUCAGUCACUUCAUAUAAAUCAUCUGAUUGUAAGUGGAAAGAAAAAUAUCAUCCUGAGCAUUCCAACCAAAAAAGAAACAAUUCACAGCCAGAAGAAAGCUCAUUUCCUACCACUGAAUCACUAAAACAGAAUUUCAAAGCAACAGACUCUCCUAAUUCAAGUAAUUGUGUUCAGGAUAUGGAUCAAGAGAUGCAGAUAGUAGAAGAGCUUCAUGCUGCUCGUGUGGGGAAAAGUAUGGAUUUGCCAGUGGUGCCAGCUUCUGGAGAGCUGACAAGUAUGGAAAUUGACUUGGCUGAAGAUGAUGUGCAUCCUUUUGUUGAGAAUACUGCUUCAGAUAAAAAACUUUUAAUUGUUAUUGACACAAAUAUUCUGAUGAAUCAUCUCAAGUUUCUUGGAAUUUUGAAGACGAUGGAUGUCCCAGGAUUUGAUAAACUUGUAUUGAUAAUUCCUUGGGUGGUUGUGCAAGAACUAGACCGCAUGAAAGCUGGGAAAUUACUGAAGCAUGCACAGCACAAAGCUAUACCUGCAGUUCAUUUCAUCAAUAACUGUCUCAGAAGUCAAGAUGGAACGCUGUGGGGUCAAUCUAUUCAACUUGCGUCUCAAAAACUUUAUGGAAUGAGUGAUGAAAACAAUGAUGACCGAGUCCUGAAAUGCUGCCUUCAGUAUCAGAAUUUAUUUCCAUGUUCUGUUGUCAUAUUGUGCACGGAUGAUAGAAACCUACGCAAUAAAAGCAUAAUAAGUGGCGUAAAAUCAUUCAGUAAAGAAGAGUUAAGUGCAGAGUUACUGAAUCUCAGGCCCAAAUCAGUCACUGUACACAAUCAGCCACUCAUUUCUAAUCAGCAUACCCAAGCAGGUCCAGAGCUCCAAGAGAAGAGCUGUACUGAAAAUACUAUAUCAUCUCAAAUGGCCAUUCUACUUGAAAAUAUUAUUUCUGAGCUUGAAAAAUGUCUUGGAAUAGCUUUAUCUUCUAUAUUAGAAGUAGAAAUGAAAGUUGCUUUUGGAGACCUUUGGUUAGAGAUGGUGUACUUCAAGCCCCCUUGGACACUUGCACAUUUAUUACAGUGUUUUAAAAAACACUGGGUAGCUGUAUUUGGAUUAGUUAUGGAGAAAGACUUGCUUCUGACAAUUGAGAGCCUCUAUGAAAGUCUUUGUAAAGAUAAGACAGUGGACUUGGCAACAACUAAAUUCUUGCUUACGGACUCCAAACAUUUGUUACAUGCUUUUAGUACAAGGUCAAACUAUGAUGGGAUUCUACCACAGGCUUUUGCUCAAGUAAAUCAUCUACUUCAAACACUGUCACAGGUCACUUCUAAACGUAAGCCAAAUUCUACAGAAUCAAAGAAUACAACAUCUAAAAAUCAGGAGAAUAAUGUACUGCUCCAGCUUAGUAAUCAGGAGAAUACAACAGUGUUGAGUACUCCACUUCCCCAACCCAACAGACAUCAAGAAAUCUGGUCUGUCCUAGAGAAUGUUUGGACCGCAUUAUAUCUGAACAGCACGGAUGUUUUCCAAAGUUUGGAUUCCAAUAAUACAUUGAAUCCUCCAAAGAUUGCAUCAUUUGAAGAGGCCUUUGUGUAUCUUCAGAAAUUGAUGGCAGCUGUGAAAGGUGUUCUUGCUGGAAUUCAGAGGAUUUUGGCCCCACACAGUUGUUAUCAAGAUGUUGAGACCCUUUAUAACUUCCUAGUGACUAAUGAGGCAAAUAGAUGUAUCAAGUUUACUGCCCAGGAGCUUUAUGAAUGUGUGUCACAGGCCGAGUAUCGGGAAAAGUUAGAAAUUGGAUGUUAUCAGCUGGCCCAGAUGGAAUACACCAUGCAGCAGUGCAAUGCCUCUGUGUAUAUGGAAGCAAAAAAUCGGGGAUGGCAUGAAGAUAUGCUCAACAGGACUUGUUAAAUGUCUUCUGGGAUCCUUUAUCCCAGAAGAAGUUGGACUGGUUGGUGUAACAAUAUAGUUUGUGUUUGUUGUAAAGUCUACUUCUGAACCAAACCCAAAAUUGGACCAACAGUGAUCCUAAGGUUUUGAUUGCCUUUUCCUGAAAUAGCCAAGAUCUGGAGGGGUGGGUGGGAGGGGAAGCCUAGUGCUUAAAAUCUGGGACAAAAUACUUUGCUGUGUGGACUCAAUUCUUUUGGAGCUAACAAAGCCAACACCUCCUUCCCCCUCCCCCCCCAAUACAGAUGGGAAUAAUGGUGGCUUUUUAUUAGUCAUGUUAGUCUGAACUCAGGGCCCUGAGUGGUCAUGAGUAUACAUAUACAGUUAAACCAUGUGGCCAUACCCCAACAAAUUGAACUUAAGCUACCAGGACUUUUUGAGCAAGGUUUACCCUGCAGGCCAGGGAACCACCAUCCAUUUUGAUGUUGCCUUUAAUAUGCAAAUUCCCAGGUAAGACUUUAAAAAGCAUCUAUUUGGGGUCAUUUUGCUGCUUUCAGUUCCUACCCCUCCAGCAGUGAAGUAGGGCUGCAAUUCUUCCAAUCUUCACUUCUUGCAUCCUUUAUUUGUAAGAGAAUUUUGUUUUCCCCUGAAAUGCAAGUCUGCUCUAGUUUAUAGUUUAGCAGUGUUAGCUUUUGGCUUAAAUCCAACAUUCUGCUAUGUUAAUUUGUCCAAAGAAAUGAAAAUGUAUUGUACAUUUGGGUAACACAUCCAACGAAGCAUUCUGUUCUAAAUACCUAUGUCUAAUUUAUUUUAGAAAAAUUAAAUAAAAUUUUUUUGUAAAUUUAAA
Messenger RNA from Monodelphis domestica (gray short-tailed opossum), 3725 nucleotides. RefSeq names its product SWT1 RNA endoribonuclease homolog (gene SWT1). Gene Ontology annotation, cellular component: nucleus. The record is from RefSeq and is a predicted model, not a curated record. NCBI's taxonomy places the organism in Eukaryota, Metazoa, Chordata, Mammalia, Didelphimorphia, Didelphidae.